AUGUCCCCCGAAACCCUGCACGGCCCCGGUUUACUUUUUGUGCGCUCGCGCAUCUCGCCAUCCAGCAAAGAGAUACUCUCCGAAACCACAUUCCUCAAAUGGUACGACGACGAGCACGUUCCCGAAGUCCUCUCCAAAAGCGAGAUUAAAGAUGGCUUUCGGUACGUGGAUAUCCACAAAUCCUCUUGCAUGGGCGAUGCGAGCAACGACAAGCCUUACCUCGCGUGCUACCCAAUGCACGACCUAGCCUACACGCUCAGCUCCGGCUUCAAGAACAUCAACGUCAAAAGCGACAUUCUGCCGGGCACGGGCAUCAUUUAUGACCUCGCGGAUCUGGAUACCAGUUUUCUGGGUUUCAUCAGUGCUACGCCGAAACAAGGCUGCGCAGAUACGCAAGCCAGCUACAUCAUGACUUCAGGCAUCCGACCUGAAACCGAGCCUGGACAAGACAAGGUCCUGGCUUUCUACACGCAGCAAACGGAACUGCUGUCGCAAAUACCACUGUACAUGCGCACGCUGCAUUUUAAAUUGCUCUACGCAAGGACAAAUGCCCAGUCUCGCGCUUUCAAGGGUUUGCCGACUACAAAUGAGCCGCUUCCGGAGCCCUCGACUUGGCUGGCUGUACAUGAAUUUUCGGGUCUGCCCGAGGAAGACGUUGUGCAGAGUCUCCAGCGCAGCGUGGAAAGGGGGGUGGAUGGGUUUGGAAAGACGGAGAGUGAAGUGCUUGUUUGGAGGCUGGACCGUGUGCAUGGGAGAGGCAGGUUUUUGGACGAGGAAGAAUAA
Molecule: messenger RNA, 783 nt
Organism: Exserohilum turcica Et28A
Lineage: Eukaryota; Fungi; Ascomycota; Dothideomycetes; Pleosporales; Pleosporaceae
Exons: 3
Coding region: 1-783 (260 amino acids)
Source: RefSeq, a predicted model, not a curated record